Adineta ricciae is the source of this 675-nucleotide messenger RNA. The record is from the annotation of a GenBank genome assembly. NCBI's taxonomy places the organism in Eukaryota, Metazoa, Rotifera, Eurotatoria, Adinetida, Adinetidae.
AUGCGUUCGACAUCGAAAAGAAUUCGUCAGUGUCAGAUCUCUGCGAACACUACCGGAGAUCAUGCGUUCAAUUCGAAUAUUGAACAGCUUGUCCAAUCGAUCAAGAUAACUGUCGAAUCAGAGAUUUUAAUGAGUUUAUUGUCCUAUGCGAAGCAUUUACAUGAGAUCAUUGAUUGUGAUAAUCGAUUUUCUAAAGAGUACUUUCUUCAGAUCGAACAAUCGAUCUCGAACACUCAAUCCAAUCAAUUAAUCAAUGAAUUAAUUCAAUUAGUUCAUUCCUAUUUUGAUAAAUACUUAUCUGUCUCAGUUAUUCUUCGCUGUUAUAUACAACUACACAUCCCACCCACCGAGUCCGGGAAUAAUCAAGGUGUGAGUAUCCAAUUUCAGAUUUUGAAGGAAAUUCAAGAAAUGGAAACAAUUAUCGAAACGAAUGAAAAUCUUCUCUUGGAUUAUUAUAAGAAACAUUAUGAGAUCUUGAAGUAUUUGAACAAGUAUCCUUCGAUUGAAGAUUAUCAUUUAUAUUUGCUUGAAUAUGAAAAGAAGAUUUUCGAUGACCUACGUUCGAUUGUGUUAGAAUUACGAACGAUAUUUCUAAAAACUUAUGAUAUUAUCAUAAAAAAUCUGCCAAAGAUUCAAGUGCCAAGAAAUCCGCUGAUGACUUCAAUGAUUAAUUAA